GGCGCCUGCGCGGGGGCGCGCUGGCUUAAAUCGAGCCGAAGCCGCGAAAUGGAAGCCGAGCAGCUGCGUGCGGAGAAUCCUCCCAGCCAGGAGAAAAUGGAAAUUGCAUGUUUUCCCAAUUCAGAGGGAAUGGCUAGUUCCGGAUGUGAUGCUCAGGAUGACACAAGGACCAGUCCCUCUGCGUCUAGCAAGAAAAAACAAUCUAGAAAUCCCAGUCCCAAGAAGGUUGAUGACUGUUGCCCCAGCCCUAAGAGACCAUCCCCUCAGAGACUGAAUCCGGAAGUCGGGAAGGCUUCUACUUCAUUGAAUGUUUCUUUGGGGCAGCUCCCUAGCCCACGAGUCUCACGUCCGUCCUUGAGUCGUCGCAGUGUGAAACUGGAUACUAAUCGCCGGAAGUCUCUGCCGCCUCUACAUGCAGAUGUUACCGAACUGAGUAAAGCAAUCGGCCUGGACUUGCCAGAAAAGGACAGGAUGGCGCAGCUUCUCCUUUCCAGUUUUCAGUAUGCUGCCCAGAAGUUUAAGGAUUCCUUAAAGCAUUCUGAAGGGUUUAAUCCUGAAACCUUUGAACGGAAAGUGAAGGAGAUUGGCGAAGACCUGAGAUUCUGCACUAAGAGGUUGGACCUAGAUGGAACUCUUCAAAAAUGCUUUGAAGAAUCGGAAGGCGACUCGUCAGAUCCUGCUUUAAAUGAAUCACUGAUGACCUUGAGGGAGAACAUAGCCAGGCUCUCUGAAGAGGACCAAGCUUGGGAUAGAUUGCUCUGGUCUUACCAAAGAAAUGCUGAGGAAAUAUCAAGCCAACUGCAGCAGUGCAAACUGAAGCCAGUGCCGGAGGAGCCCAUUAGCUACGUUGGAUCAUCGCAGGCCCACGUGCUCCAAACCAAACCAGACUACCAGAAAAUACUGGACUCUCAAGGAGAUCUGUUUGACUCCAUGGAGCUAGUGCUGGAUGAAAUUCAUCAGGCUGUAAAUGUUUUUCAAGCCUUCAUGGAGGACAAUACGCGGCAUCUCCAGAAGUUAUCGGAGCAACUUGGAGCAAGGACUUUCCAGGGAUUGGAAAACUCACCAGCCCGGAAAAUACUCAUGCUUCCCCAGAGUCAGCUACCUGCACCUUAAGCUUCCACGGGGAAAUUGGCAGCUGUGUUCCUAAUGGACUUGUGAAUCCGUUUCUACUGUGUGUGUGUUCCUCUUCUGCCAGACUUGAUCUAAAUUUCUGGGGCGGUGGCAUUCUUGCCUCACAUCUGAAUGAUGGUGGAUAUAUGAACACUUUCUGUACUAGGGGCCAAAUCCUUGCCUGUCAGUACUUUAAUUAAAGAGAAAUGCCUCUUCCUAAUUUCA
Eublepharis macularius is the source of this 1335-nucleotide messenger RNA. RefSeq names its product DSN1 component of MIS12 kinetochore complex (gene DSN1). The coding region runs from base 49 to 1113 and encodes 354 amino acids. NCBI's taxonomy places the organism in Eukaryota, Metazoa, Chordata, Lepidosauria, Squamata, Eublepharidae. Gene Ontology annotation, biological process: mitotic sister chromatid segregation; cell division. The transcript has 10 exons. The record is from RefSeq and is a predicted model, not a curated record. Gene Ontology annotation, cellular component: MIS12/MIND type complex.